Panicum hallii is the source of this 860-nucleotide messenger RNA. RefSeq lists its product as uncharacterized. The record is from RefSeq and is a predicted model, not a curated record. Bases 29 to 832 code for a protein of 267 amino acids. Lineage: Eukaryota; Viridiplantae; Streptophyta; Magnoliopsida; Poales; Poaceae. The transcript has a single exon.
ACAAGUGAGAGUGGCAAAUGGGGAAUUCAUGGUUUCUGAUCAAUGUGUGCCUGGAUUGACUUGGUGGUGUAAUGGUCACACCAUUCAAACAGACAUGAGAGUUUUGAACUUGGGAGCAUUUGAUGCUAUUUUGGGUUAUGAUUGGCUAAGUACACACAGCCCUAUGACUUGUCAUUGGCAGAACAAGACUGUUGAGUUUGUUCACAAGGGCCAGAUGGUUAAGUUACAAGGGGUGUCUGCUGUCAGUUCUACUGUGGAGGCUCUGUCUGCAGAUAAGCUGGUCAAGAUGUGCAAAAGUAAUGACAUCUGGGCAUGGGUGCUGGUUACACAAGUCCUGGAGAAACAGGACCCUCCACCUGUGGCUGAGAUCCAAGCUUUACUAGAACAGUAUAAAGAUGUUUUCUCUGAUCCUAAAACCCUGCCUCCUCCCAGAGUUUAUGAUCACACUAUUCCAUUAAUUCCUGGAGCAGUACCUGUUAACUCCAAACCUUACAGAUAUUCUCCUCAGCACAAAGAUGAAAUUGAGAGGCAGGUCAAGGAGGUGGUGUACAAGAAAGGCAAGGACAAUGUGGCUGCUGAUGCUCUGUCCCGAGUUGGACAUUUGGUAGCAAUUCAAGCAGUGUCUAUUGCUCAGAAUGUGUGGGUGCAAGAAGUUACAAAUUCUUAUGCCACUGACAGUCAAGCUCAAGAGUUACUAGCCAGGUUGGUUAUCAGUAGUCCUGAUGAACAUGGGUACUCUUUGCAGCAGGGUAUCAUAAGAUUCAAGGACAGCAUAUGGGUGGGCAGUAACUCAGGUCUGCAAACUAAAGAUUAUUUCAGCACUGCAUUCUAGUGCUGUGGGGGGCCAUUCUGGUCAGCGA